This is a messenger RNA of Rasamsonia emersonii CBS 393.64, 1344 nucleotides long. Its product is annotated as beta-tubulin. The coding region runs from base 1 to 1344 and encodes 447 amino acids. Gene Ontology annotation, molecular function: GTPase activity; structural constituent of cytoskeleton; GTP binding. The transcript has 8 exons. Gene Ontology annotation, cellular component: microtubule; cytoplasm. The record is from RefSeq and is a predicted model, not a curated record. Gene Ontology annotation, biological process: microtubule cytoskeleton organization; mitotic cell cycle. NCBI's taxonomy places the organism in Eukaryota, Fungi, Ascomycota, Eurotiomycetes, Eurotiales, Trichocomaceae.
AUGCGUGAGAUCGUUCACCUCCAGACCGGCCAGUGCGGUAACCAAAUCGGUGCCGCUUUCUGGCAAACCAUCUCUGGCGAGCAUGGCCUUGACGGCUCCGGAGUCUACAAUGGCUCCUCUGACCUUCAGCUGGAGCGUAUGAACGUCUACUUCAACGAGGCCAGCGGUAACAAGUAUGUGCCUCGUGCCGUCCUGGUCGACCUGGAGCCCGGUACCAUGGACGCCGUCCGUGCCGGUCCUUUCGGCCAGCUUUUCCGCCCCGACAACUUCGUCUUCGGUCAGUCCGGUGCUGGUAACAACUGGGCCAAGGGUCACUACACCGAGGGUGCCGAACUUGUCGACCAGGUCAUUGAUGUCGUCCGUCGUGAGGCUGAGGCCUGUGACUGCCUCCAGGGCUUCCAGAUCACCCACUCCCUCGGUGGUGGUACCGGUGCCGGUAUGGGUACCCUCCUGAUCUCCAAGAUCCGUGAGGAGUUCCCGGACCGCAUGAUGGCCACCUUCUCCGUCGUGCCGUCUCCCAAGGUGUCCGACACUGUCGUUGAGCCCUACAACGCCACUCUGUCCGUUCACCAGCUUGUUGAGCACUCUGACGAGACCUUCUGCAUUGACAACGAGGCCCUGUACGACAUCUGCAUGCGCACUCUGAAGCUGUCCAACCCCUCUUACGGUGACCUGAACCACCUGGUCUCAGCCGUCAUGUCCGGUGUCACCACCUGUCUGCGUUUCCCUGGCCAGCUGAACUCUGACCUGCGCAAGCUGGCUGUCAACAUGGUUCCUUUCCCUCGUCUGCACUUCUUCAUGGUCGGUUUCGCUCCUCUGACCAGCCGUGGUGCCCACUCGUUCCGUGCCGUCACUGUUCCCGAGUUGACCCAGCAGAUGUACGACCCGAAGAACAUGAUGGCCGCCUCGGACUUCCGUAACGGCCGCUACCUGACCUGCUCUGCCAUCUUCCGUGGCAAGGUCUCCAUGAAGGAGGUCGAGGACCAGAUGCGCAACGUGCAGAACAAGAACAGCAGCUACUUCGUUGAGUGGAUUCCCAACAACGUGCAGACUGCUCUCUGCUCCAUUCCUCCUCGUGGUCUCAAGAUGUCGUCGACCUUCGUCGGCAACUCCACCGCGAUCCAGGAGCUGUUCAAGCGUGUCGGUGACCAGUUCACUGCCAUGUUCCGUCGCAAGGCUUUCUUGCACUGGUACACUGGCGAGGGUAUGGACGAGAUGGAGUUCACUGAGGCUGAGAGCAACAUGAACGACCUCGUCUCCGAGUACCAGCAGUACCAGGAUGCCUCCAUCUCGGAGGGCGAGGAGGAAUACGCUGAGGAGGAGCCCGUUGAGGGUGAGGAGUAA